Messenger RNA from Didymodactylos carnosus, 606 nucleotides. The record is from the annotation of a GenBank genome assembly. NCBI's taxonomy places the organism in Eukaryota, Metazoa, Rotifera, Eurotatoria, Philodinida, Philodinidae.
AUGGGUAAUCGUCAAAAGGGACAUAGUACUCCAGCAUGGGAAUUAGAUGCAAUAUCAAAUUUAGUUGGAAUACCACGAAAUCAACUGGAUCGCAUUUAUCGUGACUUUAAACGUGUUUCAAAAGAUUAUCUUUUAAACAAAUACGAAUUUCGUCGAAUUUAUAAAGACAUGCUUAAAUACAGUCCAUCAAAUGAUAAUCGAAGUGAUAAUCGAAUGAACAAUGCAUUUGCUGAUAAAAUAUUUAAUACAUUUGAUCAAGAUCGUUCAGGACGUUUAACAUUUGAUGAAUUUAUUUCUGCUUAUGUCAUGUUACAAAAUAAAAUUAAUCCACAAACAAGAUUAAAUUUUGUAUUAGACCAUUAUUCACACAACAAUGGUUAUAUAACGCCGAAUAUGGGACGAAGACUGGUGCAAGAUAUGAGUAAUUUAUAUAAUAUUAACACUGAUCCCAUGCAAGUGUGGAGAAGUUUAGAAACAAACGAUAUGAUUAACGGUCGAAUACCACAAGAAGCAUUUGUGAAUUAUUUUCUUCAACAUCCAGCCUAUUCAGCUGCACUUUAUAAUGGAAUACAAGUUCCAUUACCGCCACCAUCUCCAAUACUCUAA